CCUAUUUUCAUUUCAGAGUGACAGACAGAAUUGAAAUACCGCUGCUGUAGAAUAACAUUCAAGUAAAAGAGGGUAAAAAAUGCAAUCUGCCCGGGUUCUUGCCAGCCGGCUCUUGUCUUCCAAGAUUCCACUUGGAUCUUCAGGAUGUCUUAUCUCGAGACAACUGGUUUGCUUUGAUCCAAGAAAGAACACACAGAUUCUACAAAGGCAGAAAUCAACGACCGCCUCACGAUGGGGCCAGCCAGCAAGCUCCGCCUUCGACGACCACGCUGCCCUGUACGCUGACCACAACUGGGCGAGAUCGAUCCCCAUCACCGACGUCGACAAGGACAUCGAUGCGAAGAUGGUGGUCGUUCAGUGGGAAGAUGGUGACAGCCAAAGGUACCCUAAUGUCUGGCUAAAGAGCAAUUGUCACUGCGAAGGAUGCUACAAUAAAGGAGCACAUGGAAAACUGAAGUACACCCAGCAUCUCGAUUUGGACAUCCAAGCCGAUGACGUCACAAUCAACCGAGACGGUCAAAUGCUCUCCAUCAAAUGGAGCGACGGUCACUUGACGAACGUUCCCAGCAACUGGCUCCGGUGUAACCGAUUCGAUCAAUCCGAUCGCGAUCCGAUAGCCGACGCUAAGCUUGAUUUGUGGGGUUCUGACGUCAUGACCUCGGGUCGCCUCCGAACGUUUGAGUUUGAUGAGCUUAUGCAAUCUGAUAAGGCUCUCCUGGACUGGCUUUCCGAGAUAAAAGUUCUUGGCAUAUCGCUUGUUAAAAAUGCCCCCAACAUAUCGCACCAGAUUCAUAAGUUGGCUGAUCGUGUAGGCUAUGUUACACCGAGUACUUAUGGGAGAAGAACCUGUUUUGACAGGGUAUUUCAUCAAUUCUGUAUACACGUAGUUAAUUCAGCACCACCGGUGAGUUGUAUGUUUUGAAAGUAAAAUAAAUAAUGUAUGUGAAAGAAACAAUACUGAUUACUGACUUGAUAUGAUAAAGGAUACUUUAUUAUAGUAAAUGGAUAAUUCUUUAUGACCUAUUUAUAAAUUAUUGGAGUAAAUUAACCCUUUAAUAGAAUUGUUUGAUUUCAUACUUAUUGUUGUUUGAACUUUUAGAAAACCCAUUUAUGUCAGCAUUGAAAGACGGAUUGUAUAUUUAUAGGGAGUCAUUGGACUUUAAAUGGAAUAUGGAAGGAUGUCAUAGAUUCUGAAUUAUUUAGUAUUUAUUUAGGAAGAUGCUUUAAUGCUUUAAAUAUGAAUAACUAUUCAUAGAAUCUGAACCAUAUACAGUGCCGGCCGCAGGAAACGUCACGCCCGAGCACGCAAACACCCUAGGGUGCUUUCGCGUCUAACCGAGGGUAUUCAAGGGGAGCAGACUAGGGUGUUUAGCCGCGCCUGCAGUUUCCCGCGUGCUCUAUGAUAUUGGCCGUGCCCGCACUUUUCCUAGGGUACCCUUGCAUUAUGUUUACAUGUGCAUGUACUUAGGUUAUCUUGUGAUAGACCAUUAUGUUUUUAAACAAGUGUGAUCGGAAUCUAUUGUAGAUUAAUUUUUGAUUUAAGAUGUUAUUUGUUUUCUUUUCUUUCAUCCCUUCUUUCAUUCUUUAAUUUCUGUUUUCCCUUUUAAUUCUUUUCCCUUAUUCAUUCUUUCACUUUCUCCCUUCCUUGCUUCCUUCCUGUUUUUCUUCUGUCUUUGUUUCUUUCAAAUAAUGAAGGAAAUAUUUUUCUUUCUUUCCUUCUUUCUCUUUUCCUUCAUUUUUCUUACUUUUCUCUUUUUUCUCCUUAUGUUUUUUUCUUUCACACAUUUAUUCAUCUUCCCUUCCUUUAUUUUAAUUCUUUCUUUCUUUAUUCAUUUCAAGUAAUUUACGGAAACCGUUAUCUGUCUUUUAUUCUUUCGUUCAUCCUUUUAUUCAAACUUUUUUCCUUUUAAUUUUUCCUUAAUUUUUUUCUUUCCUCUCAAUUCAUUUCUUGUUUCCUCAUUUCUUCCUCUUUCUUCCGCUCACCCUCCCUUCCCUUUCUUAAUAUAUUUUAUUAACAAGUCUAACAUUGUGUAGCCUUUUUUGUUGAUUUUUUGGCCUGGCUCGGUCGAUCCGAUGGUAUAUAGUGCUUUGUCGAUUGUCCCGUAUUUAAUUUUGUGAAAUCUGGUCACCCUGGCUGGAACAUCGAACUUAUCAUUUUUCGUUUACCGCAAUGAAUCUAAUUAAUUAAUCUAAUUUAAUGCAUUAGGUAAACUUUUUCCUUACGCCUUACGUGGGAGACAUACAUGUAUCAUACAAACUUGUAUUUAAAAAAAUAGGACACAAUUGUGGUUUAACCCUAAAAUGGCCGGAGGGGGUUGAAUCAACCCCCCCCCCCCUCAAUAUUUUCUGCGAUCAUUCCGCUGCGCGAAAUUUUUUGAUUGCGCCACUCGCACAGUUUAUACUUUUAAGUCUCGCGCAUCUUUUGAGACCAAAUUUACGACGCCCGGGUACUUGGUUCUGAAAUUAAGCAACAUUUUGUAAGUGCAUGUCAGACCAAAAAUUGUUCCAAAACGUGAUUUUGUGUACAAAGUCAAUGCAAAUUGAGUUUUCUCAUCUUAUCCAUAAAGAUAUGAUUAUUUUUACUUUAAACAGUUGAAAGCAAUUGAUUUUAGCAUAAUUAUGCUUCAAAAAGGUUGUGCAAUAAAUCUGGUGAAAAAAACAAAGAAAAACAAAAGGUUGAAAAACAGAGAAAUACAUAAGAAAUUCAUAAAACAAUAAAAUACAUAAGAAAUUGAUUUUCAAACCGAAGUUUUUUUCAAUUGUCAUUGUUAAGAAUGCUACAAAGAAUAUUUUCACCAAAAAUUAGCAUUCUAGGAGCUUUAUUUAGUGAAUUAGAACAAAAAGUAUGAUUUAUGCAUAAAUAAGCAUGCAAAUUUUUGCGGCGCUCGCGCGAUCGGCGGAUCUCAGAGGGGGGGGGGGGUGAAUCAACCCCCUCCCCGCCACAGAACAGCCAAAAAAGCCAGGCCUAGUUAGGGUUAAUGUAAUGGAGAUCAAUUCUCUAUCUUUUGGGAUAAGUUUUUUUUUUCUCCAUACGCACCCAUUCCUCUCCCUUCAGCGUGAACUAUACACCUAAUCCCAUCUCCUUAUGAACAGUGUGAGAACUAGAAAACAUUUGAAACAUUCUUCCUUGAGUUUUAACGGGGUGCACAGGGUGGAAUAAGAAAAGAAGAAAGAAAGGCAUAUC
Molecule: messenger RNA, 3184 nt
Organism: Lytechinus pictus (painted urchin)
Lineage: Eukaryota; Metazoa; Echinodermata; Echinoidea; Temnopleuroida; Toxopneustidae
Product: gamma-butyrobetaine dioxygenase-like
Exons: 5
Coding region: 80-922 (280 amino acids)
Source: RefSeq, a predicted model, not a curated record